Molecule: messenger RNA, 2898 nt
Organism: Bursaphelenchus xylophilus (pine wood nematode)
Lineage: Eukaryota; Metazoa; Nematoda; Chromadorea; Rhabditida; Aphelenchoididae
Source: the annotation of a GenBank genome assembly
AUGGUGCUUUUGCCGUCGAACCAGAAGGAAUUUGCUGAUCCUCUUUAUUGGAAGAAGUUCUUCGAAAAGUGCGAUACUGCCUUCGAAUGGUAUGGAGAGUACAGUGUUUUGGCACCAAUCUUGGAGAACUACAUCAAACCCACAUGCAAAAUUCUGCAGCUUGGAUGUGGUAACUCGAAUUUAGCCGAGCAGGUGGGAUUUUUAAUUUUUGUGUUGUUUUUGAUGUUUAGGUGAACGAAAAUUCAUGGGCUUUUGAUGGGAUUUAUCGAUUUUUUUGUGUAAAAGAGAGAACACAAUAUUUACUUGCUAUUACAACGAAUUUGGGUAUUUUGCGAGCUAAUAUUUUCAUUUAAAUUUCAGCUAUACGACAAUGGGUUCAGAAAUAUCACAAGUAUCGACAUUGACGCCAAGGUUAUCCAAAAGCAAGCAAAGAAGAACGAGAACAGAUCGGAGUUGGUCUUCAAAACAGCUUCAGUCACGGAGGUAAGCAAUUUUACCCGCAAAUCCAUGUUUUUUAUAUUACACUUGGUAUGACUUCAUUUUUUUAAAAUUUUAGACGGGAUUUGAAGAUGCCGAAUUCAACACUGUGUUAGAUAAAGGUACUCUGGAUGCUCUCUUGCCUCCUGGAGCUGAUACCGACGCCGAGAAGGUGGUUACGGACAUGUUUAACGAGAUUGAUCGAGUCCUCAGUGUGCUCGGAAGGUACAUUUGUGUCACUUUGGCUCAAGACCAUGUUGUCAACAAACUUAUGGAGCAUUUCCAUGCAUCUCAACGGUUCCUAGUACGGGUACAUCGGACCGAAACUGAUCGUCACUUCUCCAUGCCGGUCUUUGUUUUUGUCUUCACCAAACUCAAAAAUCAGAUGAAAACUGCGAUCGAUUAUGUCAGCCAACUCCCGCCAUAUCAGAGAAUCGAAAGAUGCGAGGGAAUCGAUGGGCUGAUGAACAAUUUGAGGAGUGAACGCGAAUUGGCUUGGCUUUAUCAUCAAACUUCGAGGUAAGUGUCUAGAAUAAUAUUAUUUUUUUCGAGGUUUAGGAGAAGUCGAUGUUAAUAUAUUAGAAGCGGUUCAUGGUCUAAGGAUAUGAUGUUUUCUUAGACUAUAAGAUCCGAAUUUUGCGUUUUGAGAUAGCUAUAUCUAGUGUAAUUUAAAAAGUUCCUAGUUGCAAACUGAAAUCUGUGAUUUAGAGUGUAAAAUACCUGAAAUAUAAUUUUUUAGCUUUUUUUUGAACAGCAACAGAUUACUUUCUUGUUAUGAGCACUUUUUGUCUAGUGCAAUAUAAAUUUUUUUGCAAGCUCUAAUUUUGACUUCAAAUUUUCCAUUUCAGGUGUCUCCGAGAAGAAGUGUCUCUAGUGCUCAAUGAUUUGAACGGAAAUCCUCGUUACACCUUCACCAUUCUCGACGAUCCAAAUCUCACAACCCUGCUCACUUAUGGUGUAUUUGUCGCUCCAGUUGGCCAUGAGACAGAUUGGCUCUUCUCCACUCCAAAAGGCCGCGCUACUCUCCGAAAACAGUGCAAUCGACAUCGACUUUUGCUCGUCCGAUUAAUGCCCAACCAAGUCUAUCUGUCCAUAAAUCACAUUGAAAUUGAAAUCACGGACCUCUCGACGAAGUUGGCACCUCCAUAUUUUGGCCAAAAAUCCAUCGAAUUUUUGUCCCUUGGCCGGAUGGAAUCCAUGGAAGUUGUUGCCUCGGGCGAAUCGCCGGUCAACGGGAAAUGGACCGUGGAACACGUAAAAGGAGGAGAAGACAAGGUUUACAGACGUCUGAUCUUCCUCAAUUCCAGCAGUUUGAUCCAAUCGGAAGUGGAAAUGAUUCGUAAGUUGAGUUGGCGGAAUAAAUUUUUGCAAAAAUUUUAUGUUAAUUUAUAUUGCACUUGGUAUUUUUUAUAAAAUAUUUGAAAAUUUUCAGCCGGUAAGAACAAACUCCGCAUGAACGACGACUACUUGUCCUGCGACCAUCACCGCUCCAUGAUCACUUCCCUCCAAUUCCUCGCCGGAGAUCUCGAAUCGGCUAUCGCCAAGUCCGAGAAUUACAGAUUCUGCGUCCUCGGCCUUGGAGGAGGAUUGUUGGCCAAGUUUUUGCACAAAAAACUCCCGAAAUGCCAUGUGGUGGGCGUGGAGUACGAUAAAGCUGUGGUGAAAAUCGCCAAAGGACAGUUUGGAUUGCCGACGGACGAACGAAUGGAGGUCAGAGUGUGCGAUGCCUACGAAUAUAUGCAAGAAGUCAGCGAAAAGCCAGGUAAAAUACGGGGUUGAGAUGUGGUGGCAGAGAUGUGGUUUGGAAGAGCUAUUUUUGAGGUCUGAAAGUAAUUUUGGAUUUUAUUUUAGAGUGAAAUGUUAUGUUUAGAAAUUUUUUUUUUGUGAAUUCGUAUGAUUUUUGAGCUUUUCUAGGGAUAAAAAUAGGGGUUUUUACUCGAAAACUUUAAUUAAAAAUGGUACUUUUUGCCAAAAAAAUCUUUUCAAUAUUUGUUUUCAACAAAAAAUGGCCUAUUUGACCCUCGAAUUUUAGACGAAGAGAAGUUCGAUGUGGUCUUUAUGGACUUGGCCACCAGCGAAAGCGACGUCGAUGGCCUCGCUUGCCCCCCGUCCAAGUUCGCGACCCCCGAGGCCAUAGAGUUGGCCAAGAAAUGCCUGAAGCCGACCGGCGUUUUCUCGAUGAAUUUGGUGACCAGAGACGACGAAAUUGUGAACCGAGUCAAGAACGACACCCUCAAAGUCUUCCCGCACGCCCAUGUGAUCAACGAAGAGGAGGACGUGAACGAAGUCCUCGUUUGCCCCCUAAAAUACGACAAAUCCGCCCUCAAAAAGAGCCCCAAGGACCAAUCAGAGCGCUGGCAAGUCUCAUACUCCCAAAUGCUCCAAAAACUCCAACCGGUCGAUCAAAAGAAUAAGAAAUAA